GAUCAAUGUUUGGUCCGUGCAGGGAGUUUGCUCCCACAGACCGCCAGCAUGGAUCUUUUACACCGUUCCCCAUUGGACAGUACCUCUGAUACGAGGAGUAGGGGAAAUGAGGCACAUUUUUCGCAAAAAGAACGUUUUAACCAUAUGUGCCUGAGCUAUCCGUCAUCGAGCCGCCGGCCCGACAUGCUCCUCUUUUAUUCUCCUCUAAUUUUUCACCAGUCCACUUGAUUUGCGAAAUUCAAUGGAAUAUCUUCGCUGUCAAAUGCUGCCGAUUUUUCCUCGCAACCAUUUUAUCAACAAGAAUUGGUCGACAUGGCAGGACUGCUGAGUGUUCUUGAAGCUCGACAACGUUUCUCUCGAAGGGACCGUGAGUCCAAGGACAGUUGCAGGUCAAACGAAGGCAAAGGAGUUUGCAUCAAGAACAAGAAAUGCCCAGGCAUCUCAACGAAAGGUCUAUGCCCAGAUGACGAUGACGAUGUGCAGUGUUGUCUUAUUCGUGAGUGCACCGUGCCGCAAGGCAAGGGAUAUUGCCGGAGUAAGGAGGACAAUGGUUGUCCGGGAGGCGAGUUUUUUGCUGGAACCGGGGACCCUUGGCCAUGCCCUGGUCCGAAUGACAUUCAAUGCUGUGUCAAAAAGGAAGAUAUAACUUCCGCGGAACCUAGCACUACACAAAAAACCAAAGAUUCCACGAAGACAACGACGGAGACGCGCGAGACAUCUUCAAAAAUUACUACUACAUCAGAAUCCUCCGACGAGCCAUCCACGACUUCCUCUACUUCUUCCUCCAGUUCUUCUUCUUCUUCUUCUUCUUCUUCUACUUUGACAUCCUCCUCUCUUUUUUUCUCAACGGUUACAGUGACACCAAGCCCCGCAUCCACUUCAUCCAUUCCUCAAACAAUCUCCUCAACCUCCUUGCUGCCGUCUCAGACGACCACUCAACCAGUCUCCGACUCUAACCGGAAACUAUCCAGCGCCCAACUCGGUGGUAUAGCAGUCGGUUCUAUUGCUGCUGGAUUCGCCCUUAUCCUAUUCAUAAUAUUUAUCCUUAUGCGCAUUGCUCGAGCGAGGCACAACAAGAAGAUUGCCCGAGAGGGUACAUUGUAUCAAACUCAAAUGCCAUCAGAAAUGCCCGAUUCAGGAUUUGGUUCUAACGCAAUUUCGGCUGUUGGUGCUGCAACAAUGAGAUCAAAAAACAGAACGUAUAUGAGAAUGGGCACGGAAUAUGAUAAUGAUAAACACUCGCCAGUCGGCAAUGGGGCUGGCGAAGGAUACGAAUUGGAACCAAGGCCGGCAUAUCGGCCGUUUCGGCCGCAUCAUGCCGAGGCGAUGGUUGAAUUGGACGGUUCACCAACUACAAGAGAGAAAGGUAGAAGACACUGGGAGUAG
Molecule: messenger RNA, 1386 nt
Organism: Coccidioides immitis RS
Lineage: Eukaryota; Fungi; Ascomycota; Eurotiomycetes; Onygenales; Onygenaceae
Exons: 4
Coding region: 313-1386 (357 amino acids)
Source: RefSeq, a predicted model, not a curated record